GUGUCGAAUUGUCACUCACGCGCUCGGUAUAUCACUCGUUACUGCAAAGUCUGAAUAGAUUACUAUCAAAGAAGGUUCGGAUCGACAACAUGAGAGCUUUAGUGGUAGUCUUCCUCGUUUGCGUUACUUUGGCUUUAUGCCAAGCUUCAGUAAGACGCGCAACCCACUGUACAAUAGCCAAUGACUGCGCUGGGACAUGUGAAGACCCGACGCACCACUGGUCUUGUAUACAAAGUGCAUGCGAAUGUCGUACACAUGGAGUCACGGCUGCACCAAGUCCCGACAGGCCUUACGAAGGAUCAAUUUGCAAAACAAAGGAAGACUGCCAUGAUAUGCACCACUGCGAUAGAGAAAAGGAGCAUUGCUAUGAUGGUCGAUGCAAAUGCACCGAUACCGAUGAACAUCAUCACGGAUAAUCUUCUUAAAUAAAACGUUCUUUCAAACAAUUAA
Pecten maximus is the source of this 450-nucleotide messenger RNA. RefSeq names its product defensin-like protein 290. NCBI's taxonomy places the organism in Eukaryota, Metazoa, Mollusca, Bivalvia, Pectinida, Pectinidae. The record is from RefSeq and is a predicted model, not a curated record. The coding region runs from base 90 to 416 and encodes 108 amino acids. The transcript is spliced from 4 exons.